AUGGUGAGACCACCAUGUUGUGAUAAAGAAGGUGUGAAGAAAGGUCCUUGGACUCCUGAAGAAGACAUCAUUUUGGUUUCUUAUGUUCAAGAACAUGGUCCUGGAAAUUGGAAAGCUGUUCCUACUAAUACUGGUUUGUUAAGAUGUAGCAAGAGUUGCAGACUUAGAUGGACAAAUUAUCUAAGGCCAGGGAUCAAAAGGGGUAAUUUCAGUGAUCAAGAAGAGAAAAUGAUUAUCCAUCUUCAAGCUCUUUUAGGAAACAGAUGGGCUGCAAUAGCUGCAUACCUUCCACAAAGAACAGACAAUGACAUAAAAAAUUAUUGGAACACUUAUUUGAAGAAAAAGCUCAAGAAAUUAGAAACAAGUACUUCUUCUGAAUCAUGUUUAGGACAUGAUGAUUUCUCAGUUUCUCAACCAAUUGCUAGAGGACAAUGGGAAAGAAGACUUCAAACCAACAUUCACAUGGCAAAAAAAGCACUUAGUGAAGCUCUUUCACCAGAAAAAAGCACUUCUACCAACUUAUUUUCACCUCUUGAAUCUAGCUUUUCUAAUGAAGCUUCUUUUUGUUCAACAAAACCAACACAAACACAAACACAAUCUUUGUGUUAUGCUUCAAGUGCCGACAACAUAGCUAGGUUGUUGAAAGGUUGGAUGAAAAAUAAGCCAAAAGGGUCAAAUGGUAAUAACACAAAAGUAAUGCAAAAUUAUGAAACAAGUGUUUCUAGUGAAGGGAUUGAAAAAGGGUCAUCAACAAUUUCUGAAAACUUUGAGUCUUUGUUUGGUUAUGAGGAUUUUGAUUCUUCAAAUUCAGAUUCUACUACACUUUUUCAAGAUGAGAGCAAACCUCAAAUUGGUGUUGGUGAAAUUAUGCCAUUCUCUUUGCUUGAGAAAUGGCUUCUAGAUGAUGGUGGUUGUCAAGAGAAAGUUAAUCUUAGUGAAAUUAAUUGCAUGUUUUGA
Messenger RNA from Lathyrus sativus (Indian pea), 957 nucleotides. The record is from the annotation of a GenBank genome assembly. Lineage: Eukaryota; Viridiplantae; Streptophyta; Magnoliopsida; Fabales; Fabaceae.